AUGGAUUCAGUUAUUGGUUAUUCACCCUGCUGGAUACGCGGCGGUAGAAUCGAGGAAAUAAUUUGGAUUGGCAAGGACGUGCUUGCCUGGUGCACCGGCUUGUACAUUGUGUUUUUUCACAUCGUCAAGAGACGGCAGACAUUGCGUUGGUGCUGGAACAAUGCGACCGGCGACGGUGCUCGUUGCAUAUCCGGUCACGUGUCUUCACCGAUUUUCGCCUUCUCCGAGAGAUCGCUCAAUCCGCGAAUCUUCGUUCUCGCAUAUCCCUCGAUGACGAAGAUCUGCGAGUGCGUUCAAGGAUGCGAAAGCGGUUAUUUGGCGAUCGCGUUCACGUCACGCGAUCAUCUCGUGUCAUUAGGCUCUUACCCGAACUUCCCGAUGAUCGUAUGGUGCUGGAGAACGGGCGAGAAGAUCGCGAUCGCGAACACGUCUAUACGCGACGAAGUCGGUCAGAUAAUCAUGAUAACUCCGAUGGGUCGCACUGUCAUCGGUCAAAUGGGAAAGACCUGCGGAAAGUUGCUCACCUGGGAACUCGAUGUUGUCGGCAAGAUUGUUAUCUUAAAAGAUCACGAAGUGAAAUUACCGGGGGAAGCUACGAUUUUCGGUAUCAGCUGGCACCCUACGUCGGAUCAACCUUUAUUGGCCAUCACCGAUAGAGACGGUCACAUAUAUUUGAGCGACUACGAUGGCACUGACAUUCGUCGCAUCGUUGUUUCUCAACGCUGCGGAAUCUGCGAGAAUGUCGAGAUGCCGGCCGUGUGCUGGUUUCGCGAAGGGAUUAUUCACAGGACGACCUUCUGUCAAAUUCGCUAUUUUAAGAAAGAAUCGAAGACUGACACUUGGCGUAAGCAGUGGUCCGUCGAGUCGAUCUACAAGCCGAAUAUUCUGAUCUCGCAUCCCUUCAGGAAUGAUUGGCUCCUAUACUACACUCUCGAAGGAUACCUGAUGCAGAUGCUCUUCCCUGAAGAUGGAAGCAUCGUACCAACCAUCCACAGAUACUUGCACUAUGGCGGUAAAUAUCAGUUCGUCGAUUUCCUGUAUCCUUGGUGUCAUCAUCUCGUGGUGACGGACGAACUCCAGGAGCUGGCCAUCCUCGAAUGCUAUAGCGGUAGCGAAGUGUCGAAAGUAGAGCUCGAAAUGGAAGGCGUUAUAUCUGCUCAAACGUCACAUCCGGAUGAUCCAUUGAUCGUCGUUAUCAGCGAUCAAGGCGAGAUGACAAUUCUGGGUGUCAUUAAUCCGGAACAGCCAGCAAUAUUGUCAUAUUUUCGUCUUCAGAGAAAACCCUUGGAUCUCAUAAAAUUUUCUCCCUCUGGCAAAUUCCUGAUCGCCGCGCAAAAGGAUACGGGCAAUUGCUAUUGCAUAGACCUGCGGCGCGACAAGCCAUUUUGCGUGAUCGCCCAGAUCCGGACGAGGAGGCGCCUCGUCGACGUGGUGCUGGACGACGACGAGGCGCGUGGGAGCCUGAAAGUGCUCGCGCUCUACGUCAAGUACGAGCCUUUUUCCGCGGUGGGUCAUCAGCUUCUCGUAUACGACGUGUCGUACAAGGACGCGUCACGACAGGGUCAUCUGAUCGACAAGAACCAAGACAUGGUGACGCUUCCCGCGCUUUUCUACGAGUUGUCUCACGCGCCCGGAGACCACUCGUUGUUAAUAGGCUCGCCUUAUCUCAAACGACAACUGCACGCGGUCAGGAUGCAGCGCGAUUUCAAGGUCACGACCUUGAUAGACGCGGCGCUCACAGGUCACCACGUGCGGCUCGCCCGCAUCUUUGCCGAUCGACGUUGGAUCGUCACGUGCGCCUACGACGGACUGGUCGUCGUCCGCGAUAAAACGAUACGUCAGAUCGUCGCCGCGGUGCCGGCGCAUCAUAGACUCGACUCAGGUAGCCGAAGGGCGAUCAUCGAUUCCACUGGUGGCAAAGUGGUCACUCUCGGUCGCGACGGUUCUCUAAUCGCGAUGCACAUUCCUCGUAAGAAUAGAAAGGAGAACGAAGCAUUCACGAGCAGAAGUGUUUAUUCAAUGAAGUACGAAGAGCAGAAGAAGAAGAUACUGUCCGAUUACGCUUCUCUGGAUCCGGCGAUUCGUUCUUCGUUGACCCGUGCCAGACAGGAUUUCCCAGGAGUCGACGAGAAGGAAUGUGGAUCCUGGGAGCAAUGGCGAGAGGACAUGCAACUGCAGGAAGAGACAAGCUUCUACACCGCGGAGAAGGCUGCCAUUAUGAGGGAUCUGGAAGUCUUGAAAGCCACCGUAACACAGCUUCUCGACGCCAACGAGACUUGUCCGGAGAUAGAGAGGCUGCCGAUAUCCGCGUUCGACUUGAACAAGGCGGAUCGCGAUCAGAAAUUGAAAGCGGCCAAGGACGAGCGCGAGGAUGUUCGCAUGGAACUCGAGCAUCUCUGCGCUUCGACGGAUCGCGUGGCCAGCUGGAUAAAGGAGACCUUCUGGGAUCCGCAAGUCGUGCUCGGUCGGUCGAUAUUUUCCUUCCGCGGUGACCUGGAAGUGACGAAUUAUCCACUCGUCGAGGGAGAUCCGCAUUUCAAGGACCAUUUGCAAUGGGCGCACUUUGCCAAGGAUUCGAUGCGUAGCAUCGUGGACGACACUUUUCAGCCGUGGCGUAAUUACACGAAUGAACAGCUUCAGGUAGAAUUGAGCAAGCCCGUCAGGGUGUAUCGCGAGGACGAGAAACGCAGGAUGGAUGUGUUUCUCGAAGACGAGGAGCGCGAGAUCGAUCCCGAAGAGCUGGCGGAAUUGCGAGCGAUGGAAGGCAUGACGACGCAUCGCUUCGUCGAGCAAUCGCCUUACUAUUACUCGCAGAUGGAGUCUUACGGGUUCGCGCACGUGACGCUAGACGAUCGUUAUCUGAUGCACGAUUAUGGCAAGCUCCGUGCCUACUUCAACAAGCUCUUCGACGACAUGUACGCGGCGAAGGAGCGGGAAAUGAGCGCAAUACGGGAGAGAAACGAGAGGAUACGUCAUAUAGAUUCCGAGUUGAGGAUAAUGUUCGGUCAGAGCGUGCUGCGGGAUCCUGUUGAUCCGCAGUGGCAUCUCAAGGAAAAAGUAGAAAGCAUCAUUCAAGUGCUUCAUCAAGAGGUCAAAGCAAAGCCGUACAGGUCACCGUCGCAGCUGGAACUUUUGGACAGACAAGCACUGGAAGACGAACGUAUCAGACAAUUGUUGCUGGCCGAUGAUUUUCGCGAACGCGCUCUGAUGAAGAUGAUGGACGGCGUGCUGGAAAUUCGUUGGGAAGAGACUAUCAAAAUAGAUGUCCGUAAACCCGCAUGCAUGACUGAAAAACAGCCGGAGCAGUACACCUCUGACGACAUCAAGGCCGUAAAGAAGUACGAAGCGGAUAUGGAGGUUCUUCGACAGGAGCGCGAACGUUACAAGAGGAUGCUCGAGGCCGAUUAUGCCAAGAUCAGUGUACUUCUGCAAGAAGGCAUCAACAAGUUUGACACUAAGCUGAAAAAUUUCUAUCAGAUAAAGUUGAAAGUCGAAGCGGCGUUGAAUCAACUAAAGUUGCGCCACAUUCGUGGUCGUUUACGAAACCUAGCGCGAGUCGAGGCUGUGCGAGAGGACGACAGGGUGAAACGAGAGAUAUCCGAGAAGCGUCAGUACGAGGUUGUGCUUCAGGAACACUUGCGGAGGCUGCAUGACACUUAUCAGGACAUGCUCGCGCAACACGACGCGCUCUGUGCUCGCGAGAAGACGAUGACGAAGAAGCUGCAGCACGAAUUCGUUGGAAGUCUGUCGAGGGUCAGCAUCGAGCUACUCGAACAGCAGUACAAGCGAAGACCGAAGGUGUCCUUGAAGAACAUCGCUGCCAGCGAUCUGCUCACUCUCGCGCAGCACCUUAAAAAUCACACCAAGCCAGCUUAUUUGCCGACUGAUUGCACGGACUAUUCGAAGAUCCUCGAGAGUCUUGACGUGAGACCCGACGGGCUGCCGCAGUCGAUCGACGCGAAUCACUGGAAUCGCUUCAUCCAAUCGCGUCGCCAGAAGAUCAACGUGGAACUAAAGAUCAGAGCUCAGCAGCUGGAGAUAGCCGUAGUGGAGCAGACGAUCGCGACAUUCGAACGCAAGAUCGAAGCUUGCAAAUCAAGCGUGGGUCUUCUCAGAAGUCGAUUGAAGAAGGCGAGGGACGAGCGAGUGACGAACGAGCAGGACGCCGAGGUGCAACUGGUAGUCAAGAGGGGUCAGGUGGAGCUGGAACUGCAGGGUGAACGACGCGACACCGCGGACGCAGUUUUGGUGUCGCGCAAUGAAAUCGAGCGAGUUAACGAGCACGUCGUCGCCGCGGGAGCGCGCAAGCUGGACGUCCUAAAGCGUGAGAUCGACUUCCGCCAUAGAAUAUUGUCGCUCGAGUGGGAACAUCGUUGCCUGAGGACGCGCUUCAAGGAGCUGAAGGAGGAUCUGCACUUCCUGGAGAACGUCACGGUCACUCGGGACAUGCGAAUGUACCUGAAGAGGAAGGCGAAGGGUCUGCGCGACGAUAAGACCGCGGUGCGUCUCGAGAGGAAAGUCGAGCUUUCGAAGAAAUCUCUGGAUAAAGCCUUGUCCAAGGAGAUGAGUAAACUGGAGAAUCUGCGAAAGAAGAUCGCUUGCGUGAAGAAGAAGAACGCCGAGCUCGAUCGAACUGUCACGGAGAUGAACGUGGCGAGAUGGGAGCUGGAAUAUCAACGUGACAUCACUGGAGAAACGAGACAGUGUCAGCAUAUGGAUCGCAAAAUGCGUCUGUUUAAGCAGCGAUCCGAGCUCAUGAAGAAGCUUCAGGAUAAUUACGCUGAGCUGUUGGUGUUGCAGAUCGAACACGAAUUACUACAGCUACGAACGUAUCCUAUGUUGGAAUACUCCGAGCCAUUGGAUGAUAAAGGUAAAUUAUGUUAAUUUAUUAAUUUGUUGAAUUAAGAAGACAAGCUUUGAAGAAAAUAGAGAAGAAUUCAGGAACUUGUAGGUAUAACAGGGCUUGCA
Molecule: messenger RNA, 4968 nt
Organism: Nylanderia fulva
Lineage: Eukaryota; Metazoa; Arthropoda; Insecta; Hymenoptera; Formicidae
Source: RefSeq, a predicted model, not a curated record